Salvia hispanica is the source of this 1161-nucleotide messenger RNA. Lineage: Eukaryota; Viridiplantae; Streptophyta; Magnoliopsida; Lamiales; Lamiaceae. The record is from RefSeq and is a predicted model, not a curated record.
UAUCUAUUUUUGGGGAAGUAAAGCAAAUUUUGUGUUCACAAACAAACGCGAAUUAAAUAACGGAGCACAACUACCUACUACUGAAACUCCGAUCACCGGAUGAAAUUUCCGGUGGCCGGAUUUCCGUCUGAGAGAAAACCGCGCAACGUAUUAGAAUAGAUUCGACCCCCUCAUGGAUUCGCCGGAGAAUAGCGAAGAAGAGCUGAGGGAUUGCAGCGACGACGGCGGCGGCACCACUCUCCGUCGCUCGUUUAUCCGUUCGUGCUUCGCCGUCGCUUUCGCUUUCGUAAUCAUUUUGCUGCUUUCAUUUUCGGUUCUGUACUUCGCUGUUUUGAUCGGGAAUUUAUCAAUUUGGAGCCCGAUUUCGGUUCAGUCUCGCUGCAAGAUAGUUUCCAGCAGUGUGGAUCUGAGGUCAUCCAAGGUCUGUGAAUUAGGUCUUCUGAAUUAUAAAGGCAAACAUGUGUUUUACUCUUUUGAGCGGAAAAAGUAUCGGUGCCAUUAUGACUACUACUGGGCUUCUGUUUUUGAGGUUGAAUAUGUAGAUCAUUCAGGACAAGCAAGGUUUGCAUCAGCAGAAGCCCCAAAUGAAGCUCUUCCAUAUAACUGUAGACCCAAUUUUGGUGCUGCCUGGUUGACCAAGGAUAAAUUUAAGGUAAAUGAAACGUACGAGUGCUGGUACACUCUGGGUAUUUCUAAGGUUAAUAUAAAUAAUGACGGUUUAUUCAAUUGCCAAGCUGAGGAUCCUUCUACUGUUGAGAUGCUCAAAAGAUAUUCCAUACUAUAACUGAAAAUAUCGGUGUCAACUUGUCAUGGAGUACUAUUUAGUUAUAAGAGCAGUCCUAUGUUGUGUCAGGUUGCAAGGUAGGUUUUGAGUUGAGCUUCUCUGUCUUCUGACAUAGUAUCUCUUUAAAUGUGUAUUCAUAUUUAAUUAUGUAAAAUCAAUAGUCUUCUAUGCUGUUUUAGUGUUUUAUAACACAGGACUGUGUAAAAGUUAGCUCAGCUUUGCUGUAAGCUCUUAAAUCGUGAAGUAUGUUGUAUGUAAAAUACCUGGCACUGCAUGCUGCUCCAGAGCUUUGCGACCUAGCAAUUUGAACACUUUAAUCUGCCCCCUUUUGCACACCCAGACCCUAUUUAAUUAGCUGAGGCAGCCAUUUUGUCUGA